Anopheles moucheti is the source of this 5187-nucleotide messenger RNA. Its product is annotated as phospholipid-transporting ATPase ABCA3-like. Bases 75 to 5009 code for a protein of 1644 amino acids. Gene Ontology annotation, cellular component: intracellular membrane-bounded organelle; membrane. Gene Ontology annotation, molecular function: ABC-type transporter activity; ATP binding; ATP hydrolysis activity. Gene Ontology annotation, biological process: transmembrane transport; lipid transport. The transcript is spliced from 11 exons. Lineage: Eukaryota; Metazoa; Arthropoda; Insecta; Diptera; Culicidae. The record is from RefSeq and is a predicted model, not a curated record.
GAUACCGAUAGUGACGCAACGUGAUCGUGAUUGUGACGCAUGCACGCAAAAGCCCUGUUCCAAAAUCUCCCGCAAUGGCGUCUACCUCGCGCUGGAGCAAGUUUGUGCUGCUGCUGUGGAAGAACUGGAUCAUACAGAAGCGCCACUAUGUGCAGACGGUGUUUGAGAUCCUGAUACCGGUGUUCUGCUGUGCGAUGUUAAUAAUUGUGCGAGGCCUCGUUGAUCCGGACCAGGUGCUUAAGCCAACGAUCUUUGAUCGUUUAAAUAUAGGAUCACUGGUUGAUCUUGAAAGUGUUUUUCCACCCGUAUCGUUCAGUGUGGCAUAUUCACCUGAGAACGAGGUACUGCAAAAGCUGCUCGAAGAUGCGCUCGAUACGGAGAUCAGAACGAUGCGCAAUGUGGCAUUAAUGUCGCUGGAAAAUGCACGUGAACUUGAGAGCCGGUUAAUGCAGAGCAACUACAUCGGUGGAAUCGAGUUCCCGGAUAGCUACGCUAAUAUAACCGAGCUGCCACAAAAGCUUCGCUUUGCCGUUCGUCUUCCGGGCGAAUUGCGCUUCACCGGAUGGACAUUCGGUAAUUGGCGCACCAACUUCAUGGUCGUACCGUUCGUGCAGGGGCUGCGGAAUGCCAACGAUUCCGAUGGUGGCAGUCCAAACUAUUUCCGUGAAGGUUUCCUCACACUGCAGGCCGCCAUUUCGCGAACGUUCAUACGGCGGCAGAGUGCCGAUUAUGCACUGCCCGGUGUAUCACUGCGGCGAUUCCCUUAUCCACCGUACUACGAAGAUUUGGUGCUGGUAGCAAUGGAGCGUUUACUGCCGAUGAUUAUACUGAUAUCGUUUUUCUACACCUGCAUCAACACGGUGAAAUUCAUCACCAUCGAGAAGGAAAAGCAGCUGAAGGAAGCGAUGAAGAUUAUGGGCCUACCGAACUGGUUACACUGGACGGCGUGGUUCGUACGAUGUCUCAUUCUGCUGUUGAUUACCAUCUCGCUGCUGGUGUUCCUUGUCAGCGCAAAUCUAACAUCAAACACCGAUUUGUCCGUCAUAGAGUACGCCGACUGGACGGUGCUGUGGUUCUUCUUCUUCACGUACAUUUUGGUGACGAUAUGCUUCUGCUUCAUGAUGAGCGUCUUCUUCGACAAAGCGAACACUGCCGCGGGAAUCGCUGGACUAAUGUGGUUCCUGUUUGCCAUACCGUUCAAUAUCGCCGUGCAGAACUACGACGAGAUGGCGAUGGGAACGAAGAUAGCUUCCAGCCUGCUCUCCAACACGGCCAUGUCGUUCGGCAUCAUGAACAUGAUCCGGCUGGAGGCGAACCAGGUCGGGUUGCAGUGGAGCAACCUAUUCGCAUCGCCCUCGAUGGGCGACGAUUUCAGCGUGGGGCUGGUGAUGGUAAUGUUUCUGGUCGAUGCACUGCUCUACCUUGCCAUCGCGCUCUACUUCGAGCAGAUAAUGCCGGGUGAGUUCGGUGUAGCGAAACCGUGGAAUUUCCUUUUCACGCGCGACUUCUGGAAGCGGAAUCGCAUCGAGGAUGGGUCCGGUGAACGGCAGAAGAUGGAAAGCUCGGUGUACUUCGAGCAGGAACCGAACAUCGAACGUGCCGGCGUACGGAUCGUGAAUUUGCGCAAGGUGUACGGGAAGAAGGUGGCGGUGGAGGGACUGAAUCUGAACAUGUUCGAUGGACAGAUAACGGUGCUGCUCGGCCAUAAUGGUGCCGGCAAAACGACGACAAUGUCCAUGCUGACGGGAAUGUUUUCACCCACUUCUGGGACGGCGCUGGUAAAUGGAUACGACAUCCGGAAGGAUAUCGAGGGUGUGCGGUUCUCGUUGGGGCUCUGCCCGCAGCACAACGUGCUGUUUAACGAGCUGACCGUGGCGGAACACUUGAAGUUUUUCUCGCAGCUAAAGGGCGUAACGCGGGACAAGACGGAGAGCGAAGUGGAGAAGUAUGUCACCCUGCUCGAGCUGACCGACAAACGGAACGCACAGUCCCACACACUGUCCGGUGGCAUGAAGCGCAAGCUGGGCGUCGGCAUUGCACUGUGCGGUGGUUCCCGGGUGGUACUGCUCGAUGAACCCACCUCCGGUAUGGAUCCGUCGGCCCGGCGUGCCCUGUGGGAUCUGAUCCAGAAGGAAAAGGUGGACCGUACGGUGAUUCUUUCCACGCACUUCAUGGACGAAGCGGAUGUGCUGGGCGAUCGGAUCGCGAUCAUGGCGGAGGGUAAGCUGCGUGCAAUCGGGUCACCGUUUUUCCUGAAGAAAAGUUUGGGUGCCGGGUAUCGGUUGAUUUGCGUGAAGGAUGCGCACUGCGACAAGCAGCGGGUGGUGAAUAUCCUGCGGAAGUACAUCCCGGAGGUGCGCAUCGAGACGGACAUCGGGACGGAGCUGUCGUUUGUGUUGCGCGAGGAUUACUUGAAGGUGUUCCAGCCGAUGCUCGAAGAGCUGGAGGACAAGAUGGGUAGCUGCGGCAUAUCGAGCUACGGGAUAUCGCUUACCACGAUGGAAGAGGUGUUCUUACGCGCCGGAAGCGAUUCACAAAACACGGACAAUGGAAUGGCAGUGACCAACGGUCCUGGAUCUAUAGAUAUGAGUGAAAGCAGCGAUAUAUACGCACUCGAUGGACUGACGCUACUGGACGGAUCGCAGCGGCUAUUCCAGCAAAUUUAUGCGCAAUUUUACAAAAAAUUCCUCACAACAGUUCGAAGCUGGAUAACACUUUCGCUGCAGAUGAUAAUACCGGUGGUGUUUGUGCUGCUGUCCUAUCUUAUUUUUGUAAACUCCUCCGCUGGGCGAGAUCUUCCCGAGUUGAAGAUAAACUUCGAUGGAUACACCGCAUCCUUAACGGUGUUGGAGACGGCCGUUGGUCUGGAAGCGGCCACUGAAGCAUUUCGCGAACGAUUCCGUCAGGAACCUCCAGUACAUCAGCUAGUUGUGAUCGAGGAAGACAUGAGUACGUACAUACUGAACAAGUCAGCGCAGGACAUCGCGGCAUUCAAUACCCGCUAUUGGGUGGGAGCCUCCCUGAGCAGUUCCAUGUGUACGGCAUGGUUUAACAACAAAGCGUACCACAGUGCACCGCUGGCGGUCAACUUGAUUUACAACGCGCUUCUACAAUCCCGUUGCCCCGACUGUGAGCUCCAAGUCAGCAACAAACCCUUGCCGUAUCGGUUGGACACACAGCUGCAGCGCUUGGAGACGGGAGCAAAUGCAGGCUUUCAGCUCGCUUUCAACACCGGUUUUGCGAUGGCAUUCGUGUCGGCCCUGUUCAUCCUGUUCUACAUCAAGGAGCGCAUCACGCGCGCCAAACUGUUGCAGUUCGUGAGUGGCGUUAAUGUGACGCUCUUCUGGACGAUCUCCUAUCUGUGGGACUAUUUGGUGUUUGUGGUGUCGGCGAUAUGCUACAUUGUCACGCUCGCCAUCAUCCAGCAGGACGGCUGGAGUACGUUCGAUCAGCUCGGCAGAGUGUUUUUGGUGCUGCUGUUUUACGCCUUCUCAAGCCUGCCGGUAACGUAUCUGUUCGCGUACCUGUUCCACGUGCCCGCCACCGGGUUCGUGAAGAUGAUGCUGCUGAAUGUGCUCUCAGGGACGAUCUUCUUCACCGCCGUCUCGCUGUUGCGCUUCGACGGUAUCGAUCUGCAGGACGUGGCGGACGUGCUCGAGUGGGUUUUCCUAUUCUUCCCGAGCUUCUCGUUGACGCAGAGCAUGAACGCGUUGAAUAUGGUCGGUGGACGGGAAGCGUUGUGCCAGCGGGCCUGCGAGCAGAUCACGAUCUGCACGGAGGAGCUCAAAUGUUUGCUAGUGCCCCAGUGUUGUGGUACGAGCGCGUUUACGUUCGAUCAGCAGACGGGCAUCAAUCGAAAUUUGCUGUUCUUCACCGGCAUCGGGUUGGUAGCGUUCGCGAUCAUACUGCUCGUCGACUAUCGUGUGAUGAAGAAGCUUUUCGCUCGCAAAGCGCACAAUGUUGAGGUAUCCAGCGAACAGGGAGACACUGACUCCGAUGUGCUGGAGGAGAAACGUCGCAUUGCUGCUUGCAGUGAUGGAGAGCUGGCGUCGUACAAUCUGGUGCUGAAAGAGCUCUCCAAGAGCUACGGCAAAUUCCAAGCGGUGAACAAAUUAUCCGUUGGCGUCCGGCACUCGGAGUGCUUCGGGCUGCUCGGCAUCAACGGGGCGGGGAAAACGUCCACCUUCAAGAUGAUGACCGGCGACGAGAACAUAACGUCCGGUGAUGCUUGGGUGAAUGGGAUCAAUUUGCGCACGGAUAUGAACCGAGUGCACAAGCACAUCGGCUACUGUCCACAGUUUGACGCGCUGCUGGAAGAGCUGACGGGCCGGGAAACGCUGCACAUCUUCGCGCUGAUGCGUGGCGUUCGCCGAAGAGAGAUUAAUGGUGUGUCGCUGACGCUGGCGGAAGAGCUGAACUUCACGAAGCAUCUCGACAAGCGCACGAAAGCGUACAGCGGUGGCAACAAGCGUAAGCUCAGCACGGCGUUGGCACUGAUUGGCAACCCGUCCGUGGUGUACUUGGACGAACCGACCACCGGUAUGGAUCCGGGGGCAAAGCGACAGUUCUGGAACGUGAUUUGCAAGAUUCGUAAUUCGGGCAAAUCGAUCGUGCUGACGUCGCACAGUAUGGAGGAGUGUGAGGCCCUAUGCACCCGGCUAGCCAUCAUGGUGAAUGGGGAGUUCAAGUGUCUCGGCUCGACGCAACAUCUGAAGAACAAAUUCUCCGAAGGUUUUCUGCUGACGAUCAAGACCAAGCGCAAUCAGCCGGAUGCCGCCGAGCGGGUUAAAUCGUUCGUCACUAGUCGGUUUACGGGGUCUGUGUUAAGGGAAGAGUACCAGGACUCGCUCACGUUCCACAUCGCACGCAGCAACCAACGGUGGUCGACCAUGUUCGGUCUGAUGGAAACAUCAAAAGGUCAGCUCGGCAUCGAGGAUUAUGCCCUCGGGCAAACAACGCUCGAGCAAGUGUUCCUGUUUUUCACCAAAUAUCAAAGAAUCGCAGACUAAAGGCAAUACCCUCGUGUGGGGGUGUGUGUCAGAAUCAGUCAACGUGCAAUGGAAGUGCAACCAAAUUGUGAUCAAACAAUAUAUUAAUUGUUACCAGUGACAGGUGUCGGUUUUAAGAAUUGUUUCCAAAACAAAGUAUUGAUUUAUGUGAUCUGGGGAUGGCUGAGUAGAACAAUAA